CCAAGUUGUUAACAAUUCAAUGUGUACGUGUGGAAGUGCCAGCGUAGAUUUUGUUAAUAAUUAGAGCUGACUACAUUCAGCCCCCUACAUUAAUUGAACCGUUAAUAAAAUUUUUAAUUAAUGGGAAUGAAAUUGCUGACGAAAGUUCACGAGUUGCUGCGUCUUGGCCGCCUGAUAGCAACAGCAAUGUCGCGUACAAAGACAACGCAUGCACAUGACCCAGAACUGGUAGUAACCAGCGAGCAUCUCGAUCUGGACAUGCUCGAGCGUAAUGUGGAACUGCGUCACCAUAAAAAUAAUAUGCCAAAAAUACGCAAUCUAAUGAAGGCACUGCAGGAAGGGAACGAGGAAGUGCGCAGCCAACUUAAUGCUGAAUUAGAGCAAUUACCCAAUGCUACACACCCACGUCUACUUAACUAUAAUAAUAAGCCACGAGAGUUGGCGUACUAUGGGCAAGAUAAACCACCCACAAGCGUGAAAGAGUUUUCAGAGCUGUGCCGCGUGUUGAACUUGUGCCGGAUGGAUCAUUUGGGCAACUACACGGGACACAAAAGCUACUACUUGUCUGGACAACUUGCAAUGUUAGAACAGGCUAUUAUACAGUAUGCACUCAGGUCGGUCACUGAUCAUGGUUUCGAGCUAAUUUCGGUGCCGGACAUACUUCCAAAGGAGGUGAUUGAGAGCUGUGGCAUGCGUACAGAAGGCGAACGUACGCAAGUCUAUAAACUGGACACUGGCGAAUGCUUAUCAGGCACCUCGGAAAUGGCGUUGGCUGGUUAUUUUGCCAACAAAGUGCUGGAUGAGGAGGAGCUUCCACUAAAGGUGACCGCCGUGAGUCGUUGCUUUCGUGCCGAAACCUCAAGUUUGCAGGAAGAGAAAGGCAUUUAUCGAGUGCAUCAAUUCACAAAAGUAGAAAUGUUUGCCAUAUGCACGCCACAACAGUCCGAAAUAGAGCUCGAGGAGUUUAAGAACAUUGAAUUGGCGCUUUUCAAGCAACUGGGAAUCAAUUUUCGGCUGUUAGAUAUGCCUCCAUGCGAGUUAGGUGCUCCAGCUUAUCAAAAAUACGACAUUGAGGCAUGGAUGCCCGGUCGCAAUAUGUGGGGAGAAAUAUCUAGUUGCAGCAACUGCACCGACUACCAGGCCAAGCGUCUCAACAUUAAAUACAAACAGAAAACUGGUGGAAAAUUAGCAUUCGCACACACAAUCAAUGGGACUGCGACAGCGAUUCCGCGUCUUUUGAUUGCUCUCAUCGAAUCACAUCAACGAGCAGGCAAUGUAGAUUUACCAGCAGUUCUGGUGCCCUUUAUGGACGGACGACAAAUUAUUGCCAAAGACAAAAGAAUUCCUGAGACUAAGCUUGUUAAGUCUAUUAAAGUGUCAUAAGCUGGAUACUAUGUUAAGUGAUGGUAAUCACACAUUAACCGAUUUAAAAAAUGUUUGUUUUAAAUAUAAAUGUAUAUAAUGGUUCUAUCUAAUUGGUGAAUCAGAUUUCAGAUAAUAAUUAAAACGCUUACCCUUCAACACCACCGAAAUAUGUCAUUGUAGUACUCCAAUCCAAUGAUUUAUAUCAGUUGCGGCUGCGUUGGUUCUGGACGGCGUAAAUAGGCGUACACACAGAUUCUAAACCAAUUAAAUAAAAAGCCUGUAUUUAAUUUCAGCAAAUAUCAAAUAUUUCGUCACACACAUACACAUACAUAUGACAAAUAAUAAUAAACACAUUCAACAGGUUGUUGUCUAUAGUAUUGGUCCACUUGGCAA
This is a messenger RNA of Scaptodrosophila lebanonensis, 1758 nucleotides long. It is a transcript of the gene SerRS-m, whose product is annotated as serine--tRNA ligase, mitochondrial. Gene Ontology annotation, biological process: mitochondrial seryl-tRNA aminoacylation. Lineage: Eukaryota; Metazoa; Arthropoda; Insecta; Diptera; Drosophilidae. Gene Ontology annotation, molecular function: ATP binding; tRNA binding; serine-tRNA ligase activity. Bases 121 to 1383 code for a protein of 420 amino acids. Gene Ontology annotation, cellular component: mitochondrion. The record is from RefSeq and is a predicted model, not a curated record. The transcript has a single exon.